CCCUUCCUCUACAUGUAUUUUAAAUUACAUUUAGUGACAAUAGUGAGAACGCGCUGAAAUGCCAGUUUAUGCAUAGGCCUAACCGCUACGUGUUUGACAUGACCCAGUCGACAAACUCAGUGUAUUAGCAAACGUGAGAGUGAGAUUAUCAUACCGGACGUGCAGGUCACACAGUAGUUCUUUUUUUCCAUCUUGGAUCAACAAUGGCCUUCAGCAAGGGAUAUCGCAUCUACCACAAGCUGGACCCACCCCCGUACAGUGUCAUUGUGGAAACCAGGAGCCGGGAAGAAUGCCUCAUGUUUGAAUCCGGGGCUGUCGCCGUUCUGUCGGCAGCAGAGAAGGAGGCCAUUAAAAACUCCUAUGCCAAGAUUCUCGAUGCUUAUGGCAUCCUGGGCGUCCUCCGCCUGAACCUGGGGGACUCCAUGCUCCACAGUCUGGUGGUUGUGACAGGAUGCAGCUCUGUGGGGAAGGUGCAGGAUUCAGAGGUUUUCAGGGUCACACAGACAGACUUUAUAUCCCUGAAUAAUGAUCCAGGAGAUGAAGACCGGAUCGCUGAAGUGCGAAAGGUCUUGAACUCGGGACACUUCUACUUCGCCUGGUCUGCCACUGGUUUCAGCAUGGACUUGAGCCUCAAUGCACAUCGCAGGAUCCUAGAGGACACUACGGAUAACCGCUUCUUUUGGAACCAAUCUCUGCACCUGCACCUGAAACACUACGGAGUAAACUGCGACGACUGGCUCUUGAGGCUGAUGUGCGGAGGUGUAGAGGUCAGGACCAUCUAUGCAGGCCACAAACAGGCCAAGGCCUGCAUCUUCUCCCGCCUCAGCUCGGAGCGUGCCGGCACUCGAUUCAACGUCCGAGGAACCAAUGACGACGGACAGGUGGCCAACUUUGUGGAGACUGAACAGGUUAUUUUCCUGGAUGACAAAGUCUCCUCCUUCAUACAGAUCCGUGGCUCCAUUCCUCUUUUCUGGGAACAGCCAGGAAUCCAGGUUGGUUCUCAUCGUGUCAAACUCUCGAGGGGAUUUGAGGCAAAUGCUCCAGCAUUCGAAAGACACUUUACAGCACUGCGGAGGUUGUACGGUAAACAGGUGAUCAUCAACCUGCUCGGGGGUAAGGAAGGGGAACACAUGCUCAGCAAAGCUUUUCAGAGUCACCUGAAGGCAUCUGAGCACACGUCGGCCGUGAAGAUGGUGAACUUUGACUACCAUCAAAAUGUGAAGGGGGGCAAAGCAGACAAACUCCACAGUGUCCUCAAACCCUACCUCACCAAGUUCAUCGAUGAGUGUGGCUUCUUCUACUACACGGGAGAGACCGGCAUUGUGAGGACUCAGGGUGGGACCCUUAGGACCAACUGCCUGGACUGCUUGGAUAGAACCAACAGUGUGCAGGCCUUUUUUGCACUGGAGAUGCUGCCAAAGCAGCUGGAGGAAAUGGGUCUCACAGAGAAGCCCCAGCUGGUGGCCAGGUUCCAGGAGGUCUUCAGGACCAUGUGGUCUGCCAAUGGAGACUCCGUCAGUAAGAUCUACGCGGGGACUGGUGCCCUGGAUGGCAAGGCCAAGGCGGGAAAGCUAAAAGAUGGCGCUCGCUCUGUGACCAGGACCAUCCAGAACAACUUCUUUGACAGUUCCAAGCAGGAGGCGAUAGACAUCCUGAGGCUGGGCUCCACGCUCAACAGUGACUUGGCAGAUAAGGCUCGGGCCUUGCUCACCACUUCCAGUCUCUAUGUCACUGAGCCCAUCUUACAAUCAGCCUCCCCAAGAGUAUUGCUGGGAAUGUGUCAGAACCACCAUAAAUACACAAGGCCCAAGCAGAUCCGAGUGUGCGUCGGCACCUGGAAUGUCAACGGGGGUAAACAAUUUCGCAGCAUUGCCUUCCGCAACCAGACUCUCAACGACUGGCUGUUGGAUGCUCCAAAGAAGGCGGGGCAUCCCGAGUUCCAGGACAGCAAAGCCAACCCCAUUGAUAUCUUUGCCAUCGGGUUUGAGGAAAUGGUUGAACUAAAUGCUGGAAAUAUCGUCAGUGCCAGCACCACGAACCAGAAACUGUGGGCUGCUGAGCUACAGAAAAACAUUUCGCGGGACCACAAGUAUGUGCUGCUUGCUUCAGAACAGCUGGUGGGAGUGUGUCUGUUUGUUUUCAUCCGCCCGCAGCACGCACCCUUCAUCAGGGAUGUUGCGGUUGAUACUGUUAAAACUGGCAUGGGCGGGGCCACAGGCAACAAAGGAGGGGUGGCCAUCCGCCUGCUCUUCCAUACCACCAGCAUCUGCUUCGUCUGCUCCCACUUUGCUGCUGGCCAGUCACAGGUCAAGGAGAGGAAUGACGACUACAGCGAGAUCACACGCAGACUCACCUUCCCCAUGGGCCGUCUGCUGUACUCCCACGACUACGUUUUCUGGUGCGGGGACUUUAACUAUCGAAUCAGCAUGCCCAAUGAGGAGGUGAAAGAGCUGAUCAAACAGCAAAACUGGGAUGCCUUGACAGCUGGGGACCAGUUGUUGGAUCAGAAGAAUGCUGGUUUGGUGUUCCGAGGGUUUAUAGAGGGGAAGUUAGAUUUUGCUCCCACCUAUAAAUAUGACCUCUUCUCAGAAGAUUAUGAUACCAGUGAGAAGUGCCGCACACCAGCCUGGACUGACCGCAUACUCUGGAAGAGGAGGAAGUGGAACUUUAAUCAAACAGCUGAGGAGAUGAAUGUAGUAGGAGCAGCUUCUACAUCUGGGGAGACUGACGACGAUCCAGAUAACCCCUGGAGCGCUGGCACUCUGAAGUACUAUGGCAGGGCUGAGCUUAAGACCUCGGACCACAGGCCCGUUGUUUCCAUAAUAGACGUGGACAUCCUGGAGGUCGACCCCGAGGCGCGCCACCAGGUCUACAAGGAAGUCAUUGCCCAACAGGGGCCUCCGGACGGCACCAUCCUGGUGUCGCUCUGCUCCUCCGGCCCGGACGACUACUUUGACGAUGCUCUCAUAGACGAGCUGCUGGACAAGUUUUCUCAUUUUGGAGAGGUCAUCCUCAUCAGGUUCGUUGAGGAGAAGAUGUGGGUGACUUUCCUGGAAGGUUACUCUGCACUUGCUGCUCUUUCUCUCAGCGCUUCCACCGUCCUUGGCAAGAUGCUCGACAUCCGUCUAAAGAGUCCCGGCUGGAUCAAGAGUCUGGAGGAGGAGAUGAGUGUGGAGAGAAUCUGUGGAAGCAUCCCCACCUCUGCCAGCUCCACCCUCCUCGCUGAGGACACGGACAUGGGCGAUGAUGAUUAUGACAUGGAAGGGGAUGUCGACGACGAGGUGGAGGAGAUUCUUCCCCAGCAUCUUCAGCCUGGAGCCGGCUCUGGCCCCGGAUCCUCCCCUCUCCCCUCCCCCCGCGGUAGUCCCUGUCCCUCCCCCACCCACGGAGAACCCGUGGCCCCCGGCAGGUCUAGCCGUGGAGGGCAACCCUCCCGUCCAUCACAAGGGCCUCCUGUUGACUUCCAGCCUGGUGCUCCCACAUCUAUAGAGCCAAAACGCCCACCCCCGCCUCGUCCCCACGCCCCCCCAGCCAGACCGGCGCCUCCCCAGCGCCCACCGCCACCUUCAGGCGGCAUGAGCCCUAUGCCAGUAAGGAAGGGCUCUGCAGACUGUGGCGAGUUUCCCAGCCCACUGUUUGGUAGGAGAGGCAGUCAAGGACCAAAAAGCCCCGCUCUCGCAGACUGUGGCGAGUUUCCCAGCCCACUGUUUGGUAGGAGAGGCAGUCAAGGACCAAAAAGCCCCGCUCUGCCCCGGCCAGACGCAGCUCGAGGACAGGUGGCAGUGGGAGCUCCUGGACCUGGAGGUGCUCCCAGACCCAAUAUUCCUCCUCGAGCCGGGGUAAUCAGUAUGCCCCCUCAGUCUCGCCCGCAACCUCCCUCUCAUCCCGGAGCACCCAGACCCAUCCCAGAGGUGCAUCCUGGGGCCCCUCGGCCCAUCCCAGACACCCACCCUGGAGCCCCUCGACCUGUGGCCACUGGCCAGGUCAAGCCGACUGACCUGCCUCUGGGUCCCCCUUCCUCGGGCCCUCCUCCUGGACAGCCCCCUGCAGCAAGACCCCAGGCUCCAUCCUCUAUGCAGCCACCCAUGCAGCCCCAACAAGCCACCCCUACAGCUCAGGCUCCAUCACCGAUGCAGCCCCAACCAGCAGCCCCUAUGGGUCAGGCUCCAUCACCCAUGCAGACACCCAUGCAGCCCCAACAAGCCACCCCUACGGGUCAGGCUCCAUCACCCAUGCAGACACCAAUGCAGCCACCCAUGCAGCCCCAACAAGCCACCCCUACGGGUCAGGUUCCAUCGCCCAUGCAGGCGCCCAUGCAGCCCCAACACGCUGCCCCUACUGCUCACUCCCAGCUCCCACCACCGAUGCAGCCCACGCACACAGCUCCACUCCAGCCACAGCAGGCCCCUAAAGCAGGGCCCGUCGCCGCCGCUGCUGCCGCUGCCGGCUCUCCACAAGGUCUGGCCUCUCCUAAGGCCCCCCCUCGUUCCCGCUCCUCUCACACUCUGCCACCUGAUGCUGCCAAGUCCGAGACGGCCCCGGCUAUGCAGACCAACGGACUGAAUGGAAUCCAAAGAGAAGCACAAUGGAAGCCCGACCCCCUCGACACACUUGCUUCUGGUUUCCUCUCCUCCUCCUCGUCCUCGUCCUGGCACACCACCCAGUCUCUGACCCGAGGCUCCUCCCUACGCUCUCCCCCCUCCGCUCCCUCGUCCACGGCCGCGUCCUCCUGCCCUCUCCCUUCCUCCACCUCCUUCCAUCCCUCCGCACUCAAUCCGUCACCGUCCCUCUCCUCCUCACUUUCCACCCCGUCCCCCUUCGCCGCCUCCCUGCUCCCGCCUCCUCCGGCCCCGUCACGCAGCCGCUCGCAGGAGACGCUGCGCGCCUCCCCGGGCCCCUUCCUGACCGACCCGCUUCCCGCCCGGCCCAACAGCACCAACCCCUUCACUGGCCCGCUGUCGCAUCAGCAGCACCGCCCGCUUACGCCGGACUUCAGCGUCCAGCAUCCCGCCCCGACGCCCAACAUCCAGAGGAGCAUGUCUGUUCUCGCUCAACCACUCGUCCCCGCCUCCGCUCCGACAGCGGCCCCCGCCGCGCACGCCUUCCAGCUCCAGAGGACCACGUCUCUGUUUGGCCCGCCACCCGCUGCUCCCUCGGCACCGGCUCCUCUGCUCCCCCCCGCCCCGUCCGCGUUCCCCUCCUUGCCGCUGGCGCCAGCCUCGUACGUUCCGCCCGUCCUCGCGCCCCGUCGCCAGCCGCCUCCUCCGGCAGGGAAACCGAAUCCUCGUUGGGUCACUUUUGAUGACGAUUUGGACUUUCCACCUCCAACCAAAGGGCCGCAGGCCCCCAUCCUGCCCCCCAGCUCCCUGGCGCCCCAACUUCUGCCCUCGAGCGCCGUGUUCGACCUCGAGCCCGACUGGCUGUCCUCUGCCCCUUCGGUGUUCCCCACCCUGCACCCUCCCGUCCCAAGUAGAACUGUGAACAGUACCGCGAAGCCCCCGGGGGAACCCGGCGCCGAAUGCUUCUUCCCCAGGGAUCCCUCUUAAUAUGUAAAGGGCAUAUCCAGAUAUGUAUAGCUCUAUGAUAAAUGUGUAUAUGUGUGUGUAUGUACAAAAGAGACAUUAUAUAGAAGGUAUAGACCAAUACCCUCCCCCCCCAUCCGGAUCCCAGGAAAUGAUUCACAUCUCUAGCAGAAGUGUACGAGCCUAAAAGGCGUGUUCUAACUUGACCACAGAGAUGUUUGCCUGUUUCCCGAUGUUAGCAUUUAUUUUAAUAUGAAUUGUUCCGAUGUUUGUUUUAAAUAAUGUCAGCAAACACGUGCCUGCGGCUGCGGUAUAGUACAUCCAUAGUACAGCUUUACGCACAAAUCAUGUGUUUUAUCGUGUGCAAUAUGAAGUUUUUCUCCGUGGCCGUGCAGCACGCCGGAAUUCGCGGUCCACAUCCAUCCGACCGACUGAUCCGUACAUCGGAGCGGUGUUCUCAGAGUAGCGGGUAAUCAUCCACCUUCUCAGUUUACAUGUAGUUGAAGAUGAAUGUACUUUAUGUUGCACUGGGUUUUUGACGCUGGCCCCUUGCUGACGUUCCAGCGAGCGUGAGCCGGAACAGCUCGGGGUCGGCGUCCGUCAAACUGCCGCAAACACUGAGGUCAUCUCGACACUUUGUUCUCUCUCUCUCUCUCUAUAGUAAGUCAUCACUUUGUCAAUGGGCUGUUACGCUUAGCUGAAUAUAUUUUGUGGCGCUUUAUCCAAACCGAUACAUAGUGAUUAUGUAUAAAUGUGUGUUUUCGACAUGGGAAGCGACUCGGUGAAUCGCACAGCAUAACUGAGGCGCUCGUGGUCGUGUGCUUGCUGAUGGUAGAGUGACAGAAAUGAGAGACCGAACAGAUGGCCGCUCCACAUCCAAAGCAUUGAACCACACUGAUGUAGGAUCAGAGAACGUGGCGUGUGUACGAUGUUGGUGUGAUCGGAGUCAACUCGUGCAUAACAACAGCAGGGCACAUUCUUUUUUUAAUUCUUAAUUUUGUUUAUUGCGAAAAUUAUGUUUAAUGUUUUUAAUUUCUACAAACAUUUACUCUAAAUAAUCUGUUGUUGAUACCGUGGUGACAUGUAUUGUGUUUGAGGUGUCUGUUGUCGUGUUUGACAGUGUUUAGUGUUGGGAUGUGUGUGUGUGUGUGUGUGUGUGUGUGUGUGUGUGUACACAGAGUUAAAGAGUGGAAUAUCAUAGCUUUCCGCGUAGGAAGUGUCCUCUUAUAAGUGCACAGAGUGCAUUUGCUUCCAGGUUCUGAACUAACAGCCACUGUAUUCACUCAAAAAGUGGUUGUAACUGUAUAUCCUCUCUCUAGCGUGAGGGGCCUCAUUGUAUGCAAAAACCCAAACAAUAAUAGACAGUGGACCAUUUCCACAAAGCUCCCACCACCUGAGUGAGAAUUUGCCCAGAGCAACACAAACAAAGCAUUAUUCACCACCUUGACUACACAGACUCAACUAUACUGUUUGCUUUGAUGCAUCACCAGAUAAUCAUUUCCAGUCGACGGUUUGCUGUGUUUUGUGCGGCCCACAUUCCAGACAGUAGCGUGAUUUUGAGUGUUGGGUGUCAAACUCCUCUCAGCGUUGGCAGGGCCAACCGUGCUUUUUAGCCCAUAGCCGUUUCCUCCAGUAAAGCGUGGUUGAUACUCAGCCUCUCUGUUGUGACCAUUAAUGAUUUUAUCUUGCCAGAGGUGAUGUGUCUUGCUUUUUUUUCCUGUACUAUGUUAUUUCCCUCUUUUGCUGCUAUUGAGAUACGUGGGUCAGCGUCAAUGUUAACAAUGAUGACAAGCAAUAGUUUUGCAAAAGGAUCAGUGAGAGUGCAAUCAUCCCAAACAUGACACAUGCCAGCAUCUAAUUAUAUUGUUCCAGUAACUUUCAGAAAUUAUAUAACCGGCUUAAAUGUCUUACAAAAACGGUUUGAUGGCUCGUGGAGGAUAAAACAUCACACCGCCCAAAAAAGUAUGAGCUAACUAAUGCAUCAUUAAACACAAAGGCAAUGUAGGUUUGCUCUUGUGUAAUGUCGGUGUCAUCUCUAAAGCAUUCAUUGUGCUAUUCAAGUGUGUGCAGUAGAUCACGUAUCUGCAAGUAACAGUAGGUUACUAGCCAGCGCUUUGUGUCCUGUCAUGUUCAAGAUGAGAUUUUAUAGGAAACAUAUGGCUCCUUUUGUGAGGUUGGUGUCCCUUUUUAUGGUUAUAAUAAAUAAUGAGUCUGUGUUGUUGAACAUAUACUGUAUGUAUUAAAGAGAAAACAUGACACUGCAAUUCCAAUAAUAAUCCAACGUUCCAUAUUUUAAGUGCGAAGCUGAUUGCACAUUUAUGUAUAAAGCAGUUUAUGUUGUAUGUAUGCUAAAAUAAAUGUAAGUUGACCCUGAA
This is a messenger RNA of Pungitius pungitius (ninespine stickleback), 7897 nucleotides long. RefSeq names its product synaptojanin 1 (gene synj1). Gene Ontology annotation, biological process: phosphatidylinositol dephosphorylation; synaptic vesicle endocytosis. NCBI's taxonomy places the organism in Eukaryota, Metazoa, Chordata, Actinopteri, Perciformes, Gasterosteidae. Gene Ontology annotation, molecular function: nucleic acid binding; SH3 domain binding; phosphatidylinositol-4,5-bisphosphate 5-phosphatase activity. Bases 204 to 5546 code for a protein of 1780 amino acids. The record is from RefSeq and is a predicted model, not a curated record. The transcript has 34 exons.